Messenger RNA from Brassica rapa (field mustard), 2707 nucleotides. Its product is annotated as transcription factor bHLH53. Gene Ontology annotation, molecular function: DNA-binding transcription factor activity; protein dimerization activity. NCBI's taxonomy places the organism in Eukaryota, Viridiplantae, Streptophyta, Magnoliopsida, Brassicales, Brassicaceae. Gene Ontology annotation, biological process: regulation of DNA-templated transcription. The record is from RefSeq and is a predicted model, not a curated record.
UUUUUAAAAUAAUAGAAAAUAUUUUUAUUUAAAUUUUUUAUAAUAUUAGUUAAAAUACAAUAGAUAUAUUUUAGUAUUUUUAUAAUUCCAAUUUAAUUUUUUAUUGAAUAAUUUUAUUUUUGUAUUUAUAUUGUUUUAAGAAAAAAGAAAAAAAGUAUCCUCCCGCAACCGUCCGCAACCGCAAACGCUCGCAACCGCAAACGCUAGCUGAAACCAUCUUUUGAGUUUAUGAGAUUUGGAGCGGUUCAAAGGGGUUUGAGCGAUUGUUGCAAAACGCCAACAACCGCUAGCAACUGCAAAAGCUGCGUUUGCGGGUGGUAGCGGAGAAACCAGUCAUAUCGUGACUGUAGAUAACUAUGUCAUUUUUUAAUUUAUUUUAAAAUAUAAUUAUAAAUAUAUUAAUAUUAAAAAUAAAAGAAAAUCCCAUGUUUAAAAACAUAGUAAAAUUUUAAAAUUCAAAUUAUUUAUUUUUCAUUUCACAUAAAAUAUAAUUUAAACCAAUUUUAUAACAAAUUAAAUUUUAAAUUUUAAAAACAAUAAUUUAAACAAAAUUAGAUUAUAUGUCAAUCACCCAUAAGUUCUCCCAUAAUUUCAACUUGCAGGCUCUGGUUUUAGCAGUUUUUGCGGGUUAUCAAGUUUUUAAUUGAUGAAUAUUUUUCAAACACAAACCGGAUUCAAAAAUAAAAACAACAAAUGACAUAUAAAUUUUAUAAUACAUGAACAAAUACUUAAAUUUAACAUAAAAUUACUUAUUUUUAAAUCUUUGGUUAAAACCCGAGUAAAUAUUUCAAAUAUCUCCAGUAUUUGAAGUAUUUUGGAUUACCGUUGCCGCUUUAAUGGGUUUUUGUACAAAACUCUGGAGCCACAAACUUAUUUUAAAUUAUGAUUAUAGUUUUCCGGUUGUAUCUAAAACUAAAUUUCUUGAAAUAAUACAGAAAAAUUGAAACAAAAAAUAUACCCGUCCUUUAAAGGACGGGUCAAAAUCUAGUUAAGGAUUAAAAAUUAAACGAGAGGAUGCAGUUAUUGAGUGAGGAGUAACCGUAAGCAGAGUAAAUAUAAAUUGAUACACGUUAACUAUAAAUGCCGGCCAAAAAUAACUUAAAAAGUGUCUGUUACUCUUAUAGUAAGAUAUGGUUCCAAACCAUACUUCCAUACUAAAAAUAACGCUGCCAAAAUUAUAGUAAGAUAUGUUGUUUUUCUAUUCUAUGAAAAUUAUUAUAUUUCAAAUGUCUAAUUUUCAUAUUUGUUUUUUUGGAUCAACUUUCAUACGUUUGUAUUGGCACUUAUUUACGGGUCUGGCAAUUUUCAAACCAAAACAAAUUAAUGCGUCAAUUAGUGUUUUUUGCUGAAUUUUGGCAAUGACUCUAAAUUUAAAAUAAUUUUAAUUAUUCCCUUAUAAUUAGGAAGGUCGUUUCAAAAAAAAAAAAAACUAAAACCAAGAGUAACCUCUCCUUUAUUUCCGCUCUAAAACCCUAAACCCUUUUCUUUCUCAUAUAAAUGCCUACGAGACAGUUAAGUAAACAACUUACAACAUUGAAGUCUACUUGAAUUAGAACAAAGACACGACAUUAUCCACUAUAACCAAAUCUCCAGGUCUUCGAUUCUCUCAGAUAUCCUCUCUUGUCUUUUCUUUUUUAUGUCUACUUUAUUAUUCUUUUAGAUACAAUCUUUUAGCUCGUUACUAGUUAUUAAAGCUUAAUUAGCUUAAUAAUCAUCUUUUUAAAACUAUUGUAACUCCUUCCUGAUUGCUUCACCUUCUUCUUUUCUACAGGUUUCAUCUUUUCAAUGUCAUCAAUGGAUUGUUUAAGCCACUUCUUUGACUGGGAUCAACCUAUCCAGCUCCAGGAUUGCUUCAUUCCCGAUGUGGAUAUAACUAUCCUCGAAACCGACAAUUUCUUCUUCCAAUCUCAACCGCAACUGCAGUUUCAACAGCCAUUGUUUCAAGAAGAAGCUCCUUUAGAGCUAACUGACUUGGACUAUUUCUGCGACCAGUUUCUUCCUCCCCAAGAAACCUGUCUGCCUUACCCUAAAAGUGAAAUCUUCAACGAAACACACGACCUAGAUUCGUUCCUCCCCGCGCCAAAACUCCAGAAACUGGUUAACUCAAGCUACCAUUGUAACCCUAAUUUCUUUAACUAUUACCAAGAACUUGAUUUAGCUCCAGAACCUUCCAUCUUCCCGGAGUUUCGAGUUCCAGAUUUCCCCUUAGAGUUCAAGGUAGACCGAGGAGAUGAAGACCGCAGUCACGGCACCAAGAAACCAACGCUUUCAUCUCAGAGCAUCGCAGCUCGGGAGAGAAGGAGAAGAAUUGCGGAAAAGACUCACGAGCUCACGAAACUCAUCCCAGGUGGUCAGAAACUCAACACAGCCGAGAUGUUCCAGGCCGCCGCUAAGUAUGUCAAGUUCUUGCAAAGCCAAGUUGGGAUUCUCCAAAUGAUGCAGACCGCAAAGAAGACGCAUACGUCUGAUGUGGAAAUAGAAACUCGUGUUUUGCUUGGAUCACAAGCAAUCCAGGAGAAGCUAUCAACGGAUGAAGUAUGUUUGGUUCCGUGUGAAAUGGUUCGGGAUCUAGCAAGUGAAGAAUCCAUUUGGAGAAACCCUAUGAUUUUUCGAGAGAUCAACAAGUUACUGUCUACAAAUCUGGCUAACUAGUUUUAAUGUCUCAAUGCCCAAAAUGCGUCUGUUCUUGCUUAUUUGUGUCGUUAGU